Molecule: messenger RNA, 1964 nt
Organism: Malurus melanocephalus (red-backed fairy wren)
Lineage: Eukaryota; Metazoa; Chordata; Aves; Passeriformes; Maluridae
Gene: ITGB3BP
Product: integrin subunit beta 3 binding protein
Exons: 8
Coding region: 108-713 (201 amino acids)
Biological process (GO): regulation of DNA-templated transcription; CENP-A containing chromatin assembly
Cellular component (GO): nucleoplasm
Source: RefSeq, a predicted model, not a curated record
GCCCCGCCCCGGCCCGCCCUGCCCUCAGCGCCGUUUCCAGCCGGCGGCGUUUGGCGGGCGCACGGCGGGAGCUCCGAAGGGGCGGCGGUGGCGGGAGCAGCUCCGCGAUGUCGGUUAAGAGAGCAUUAAAGUUGGACAGUGUUAAAAAAGAUUAUCCAGCUGAUGCAACCCCUGAGAAGGCCAAAAGGAGAAAUCUGAAUUUUUACUCACCGACCACAGGAACGUGCCAGAUGAGUCCCUUUUCCUCUCCCGUGGGUCACAGUGCACARAAACCCCAAAAUCCCCCAGCACAGGGAGAUGGGAAUGAGCAGAGCGAUUCUGAGAGUGGAUUAUCCAGGAGAGGGCAGCCUCCAACAGAGCAGGACAUGUUCCUGGAACUGCAGUCCCAAGUGAGAAGUUCCUUGCCCAGAAUUCUGAAAAUAAGGGCAAAUCUGACAAACCUAAAGGCUUUGGAGGGCAGCAGAGAGCUGGAAAAUCUCCUCGGAGUCUCCCACUCRUCCUGUGUCCUGAGUGCUGAACUGCAGAAAACCCAAGAGCUGGUGAGUCAAGCAGAAAAACUGCAGCUGUUGAAAGCAAACCAUGGAGAAGUCCCUGCCCGAGGGUACUUCCAGACAGCCGGGAGUGCUGCAUUCCUGAACUCACUCCUGGACAGAAGGAAGGAGCCCCUGGGGCUGCUCUCGGCCUUCCCCAGCACCGAGGCACUGCCAGAGUGACCAGGACCAGCACUUGUUGGAAACCACGUGCACAGAGCUCUGGGUGUCCUGCAGGCUGCGAGGGCCUCAGGGGAGACAGUUGUUUCUCUGCACAGGGGAUUUGUUCCUGGUUGGAGAAUUGUUCCUGGUUUGUUGAGCACCAUGACAAAGUGACUCUGUAGAAAUUCCCUACUAAAACAUCCUGUGGUGUUUCUCCUCAUCUUGUUGCUCCUUUGGCUCCUUGUCUUUGUUCCUUCAAACAUUCCAAAAUGUUCCUGCAGCUCAGAACAGAGGGGYUGCUGCCCUGCCUUGCCUUAGGCUGUGUGUGUGUGUUUUACUGGACAUCAGAUCCGUAACUCCAAACAGAUCCCAUGAACGAUGCUGCCGCUGUCUAAUUGCUAUUUAUUUUAGUCAUUCCUCAUCUCCCCACAGGCAUUAUGUGAAAAAUGCAUUCCACAUCAACCCAAACUUCUCCAUCUGCUGGGCUGGACUUAAAAGGAGCGAAGAGCUGAGUGUAAACCAAUCUCCCCAGCAAAUCCCAGCUGGGGAGCGCUCGCUGCGCCGGGCAGGUGCACGUCCAGAUAACAUUUCUGGCAUCUAUUUCAACUUAACAAUGUGCACAACCAGAUAAUCUCAAUGUAAAUAAUCCACCCUGGGUGGCUGUGCAGCCCUGGGUGAGCGGGGUUGGUGUGUGUGGAAAAUAAACGGGGGUUCUGGAGGGCUUUCUGCAGCACUGCCUGGGCUCUGAGGCUGGAGGAGCAGGGAAUCGAUCCCUYUGCAGUGCAAGGGAUUAUUCUGACCCUGGAUGUGUUUGAGUUGUUUGCAAACACUCCCUGGUGGUGCUGCCACAGUUGGGGACAGAUUUGUCAUCCACAUGAGAGCUCCUCUAAAGCCAACCCCAGCCCCACAAUGGAAAGGGCCUCAGCUUCCAGCCCAGCAUUAACACGCACGGCUAUGGAGGAACUUCUGCUUUAAGGUCAACAUUUGAGUUUGGUUUUGCCAUUUAAUGCUCUAAGGGCAGAGUUGUUUUAUACGACCCAGCUGCUUUUCUCUUUCCUUCUCAACUUCACCCUUUGAGCCAAGGGAAGCCCCUGCAUCUCAAAUCCUUGCAUUAGGCUGGAAAAGUGCAGUAAAUGAUUUAUACUUUUUUAUCMAAGUCCACCAUACACACACACUUGAAUGUCCUUUCUACCACUGCAAAGUCCUUCUCCACAAAUAAACUGAUUUUUACAACUCGAAUUGUCAGCACCGCCAUGAUGUGUUCUGGGUGUG